AUGCACGCUCUCAAAUCGCAAUGGCACCGCCUGGGCGGUUCGAAGGGAAAGGCGCCUUACAGACCUGAUCAAGGAGAUGAAAAGAGACUGGUGGUCGGACACUUCAUGUUGGGAAAUACGUAUCCUUUCACGGCAGAUGAUUGGCAGGCCACAUUCGAUCUCGCUGAGGAUACGCUAUUAGAUGCGAUUGUCCUCAAUAUAGGUCCAGAGGAAUGGCAGCUCACCCAAGCUCAGCUUGCCUACGAGCUCGCCUCCUCCCGCCGUAUCAAGCUUCUACUGUCGUUGGAUAUGAACGUCCUUCCGCAUUCCCCCGAUGAGCUGUCUAGUAGGGUUGUCACUGCUAUCAAUGCUGGUCGCACUUCCCAGCUGCUAUGGGACGACAAACCUGUCCUCAGCACCUUUUCCGGCCACGAGUUUGGCGAUGAAAACUGGGUCGAGACCCUCCGCCUGAUCUCACGUGGCCUCGAGCAACAAGUCAUGUUCUGGCCUGCAUUCUUCAUGCCGCCAAGCGACUUUAUGGCAAAGCCAUAUGUGGAUGGUGCGUAUGCUUGGAUUAGCGGAUGGGCGAUGGACAAUACGUCAAUGAGCUUGAAGGUGGACCAGCCAUUCCUGAAGGGCGACAAGCCGUAUAUGGCUGCCAUUUCACCGUUGUUCUUCACUCAUUAUGGGACGGAAGGUGAUUGGGCGUGGAACAAGAAUUGGAUUUACCCCUCGGACAAUCUUCUUCUCCCAAAUCGCUUCCUCGGAUUCAUCUCUCCACACACCCGUACACCGACCCCUCAGAUCAUACAACUCAUCUCUCUCAACGACUACGGCGAGUCUCACUAUCUGUUCCCCGUCCGCGGCGCACAGCCUGGGUCAGACGCCUGGACAGAAGGGAUGGACCAUGAGGGAUUCAGAAUCAUGUGCAAGUACUUUAUCGGCCGCUGGAAGAAUGGUUUGAGUGAAGGAGAAGAGCUUGAUGAUGGGCAUGAGGGCAAGGUGGUGAUUUGGUAUCGGACAAAACCAAAAGAUGGAGUCUAUGAUGAUGCGGUCGGUAGGCCAGAUCGAGCAGAAUGGGCAAGUCUUCUCUCCCUUCAUUUGUCAAUAGGCUCGCUUACGAUAACGCAGGCCGAGGACCUCAUCAACCUCUUCAUCCUGCUUCCCUCCCACUCGGCACAUUAUACCCUCCACCUCACCAAUGGUCCAGCCAGCCAUACACGCUCCUUGAAGUCGGGUCGACUCAACCUCCUCACGUUACCUUUCAUCCCUGGCAAUGUACACUAUAGUAUCAUGAAGAAGGAAGGGAGCGCAGAAAGGGUUAUACUGGAGGGAGAUGGGAAGGAGAUCACAGAGGGCGGCGCGUGGAACUUUAACAUGUGGAGUGGGAGCGUGUACUGA
Messenger RNA from Cryptococcus wingfieldii CBS 7118, 1380 nucleotides. RefSeq lists its product as hypothetical. Gene Ontology annotation, molecular function: glucan endo-1,3-alpha-glucosidase activity. NCBI's taxonomy places the organism in Eukaryota, Fungi, Basidiomycota, Tremellomycetes, Tremellales, Cryptococcaceae. Bases 1 to 1380 code for a protein of 459 amino acids. The record is from RefSeq and is a predicted model, not a curated record. The transcript is spliced from 5 exons.